AUGGAUUGUAAGGUCUACGUUGGAGGACUUCCUAACGACGCUACAUCGCAAGAGCUCGAGGAUGCGUUCUACCGUUUUGGGCGUAUACGUAAGGUGUGGGUUGCACGUCGUCCACCAGGUUUUGCAUUUGUGGAGUUCGAAGACAGUAGAGAUGCUGAAGAUGCGGUAAAGGCUCUGGACGGGACAAGAAUUUGUGGUGUGCGUGCUCGUGUUGAGAUGUCUCAUGGUAGAAGUCGUGGAGGUGGUCUCGGUGGAUAUGGCGGACGUCGAAGCAGCGGACUACACUCGUCCGUCCAUCGCUUCCCCUUCUCUCAUCCAUCUCUUCCCUUCAUCAUCACAGCGCGUGCAUCAAAACUAUGGUCACCUCUACUCUUCACCUCGCGUCAUACUAUAGAUAUGCCUUUUAUAACCCUGACAAUUUGCAACGCCCAUCACUUCAUCGUGGCGUCUGUACUCGAGCUGGUCUUCAGCCAGCCAACAUCCCUCAGCGCCACGUCAAGUUGGUCAGUUAAUCCGUCGUAUAAUGGUCUGUAUAACAAGUUCAA
Cooperia oncophora is the source of this 545-nucleotide messenger RNA. The record is from the annotation of a GenBank genome assembly. Lineage: Eukaryota; Metazoa; Nematoda; Chromadorea; Rhabditida; Trichostrongylidae.